This is a messenger RNA of Rodentolepis nana, 1164 nucleotides long. The record is from the annotation of a GenBank genome assembly. Lineage: Eukaryota; Metazoa; Platyhelminthes; Cestoda; Cyclophyllidea; Hymenolepididae.
AUGUCAACCCCUUCCUCUAGGGGCAGAAAGUCAGAGAAAUCGGAAGAUUUAUUUAAAGGACCUGAUCCAGCUAGUCCACUCAUUCAGUCAGGAGCAAAUGAAUUCUACUCCGAAAUCCCAACAAUACUUCCAGUUGUCUAUGAAGAACUCAUAAGGGAGAGUCCCGAAGAAUCUGUUUUACCACCCUUACCACAAGUUAUUUCGGAUCGUCAAUGUCGAUUUGGAAAAGAUUUUUCACGCGACCGCUCUUAUGAUUCAUUCACUAUUCAGGAAGAAACCAGAAAGGCCAGAGCAGAACUAGCGAAGUUGAGUAAUUUGGGUGGUAAACAUUAUCCUCGACUCGGUCGCCUAUUGGAUAAAAUAAGUAGAAGCGCUCAGGAGGAAAUUGAACUAUUCCAGAAACAGGAUAAAUAUCAGUCAUUGAAAAGAACUCGGCAACAUUCCAUGCCAGGAAGAUUGGCACCUUCUGAAAAUCAAGUUUCCCGGGUGCGUUAUUCCUACCCUAUGGCCAAUGGUCCUAUGACUCCAAAUGUUCCAUCUUAUUCAUAUCCCGAACAAAUACCGGGUUUCAAUGAGUAUUCCCAACAAAUACUCAAAAUACAAUCUCGAAUGCCAUGUAAAAGGUCAUAUGCCUCAACACCAGGACCACAACGGUUAAGAGCAUGUCCUAUGCCAACACAAACCCCUAUCAUUAAGAAACCUAUGGCAAGGGAGAUGAGCUGUCCUCCUCCACAAGCAUCACAAUAUGGACAGCAACGUUGCUGUCAGAAAGUUUACUCUGUACAGAAACCCCCGAUGGCAUGCCAAACAGAUGAUCUUGUAAAUUUCGAAAAAUUGAAGGAAGAUGUCCAAAGAAUAAAUAGGUCAAGAAUUAAUAAAUGUAAUCAGCAAAUUCAGCACCGACCAUGCAGAUCUGCUUCACAAGAUGGUUACUACACAUAUCAACCAGGAUACACGAUGAACAAUCAGGCCAUGAGUUAUCAGCCAUCCUACGGUUAUUCUCAGCAGUUAUCCAGAGAUACUCACUUAAAAUGUGAGUCUGCUUCCAAGAAACCUUCAGGGUCUACUCAAAAUAGACAGGUAGGAUCUUACCAGGGAUAUAUUCCUGGCUAUGAGCAGACAACCUAUGGCAACAUUUUUAAUUAUCAUCUUCCUAAUUAUUAA